AUGAUCGAACACCUCUAUCGGGAUUUCGCAGGUAACAUCCUCAUUGAAGAGCAGGGAGGUGAUUUAGCAACGGCUGUCCGUAAGCAAGGUCUGGUAUUCGGUGCCUACCAUUCCCUCAUGGAUUGGUUUAAUCCACUGUUUAUUAACGACUCUAACAAUCGGUGGAAAACCAACGAUUUUGUCAAAGAGAAAUCGCGCCCAGAAUUAGAGGAAUUGAUUAAUAGAUACAAACCGGAGGUUAUCUGGUCUGAUGGGGAAUGGGAUGCACCGGACACCUACUGGAACAGUACCCAUAUACUGGCCUGGCUGUAUAACGACAGUCCCGUAAAAGACACGGUUGUGGUCAACGAUAGAUGGGGUAAAGUGCUUGGUUUAAAUAUGUGCUGCCACCAUGGUGGAUUUUAUACCUGUGCCGAUAGGUACACCCCAUCCGUACUACAGCCCCACAAAUGGGAGAGUUGUAUGAGUUUUGAUAAGAACUCGUGGGGUUUCCGUCGGGAGGCACCUCUGGCUGACUACAUGUCCACUGAGGAAGUGGUUCACAGUUUUGUGCAGACAAUUAGUUGCGGCGGAAACCUAUUGCUAAACAUAGGGCCCACACAUGACGGACGGAUACCCCUCUUGUUUGAGGAACGGCUCCGACAGUUGGGCUCAUGGCUUGGCAUCAACGGUGAGGCCGUGUAUGCGACCAAACCCUGGGUUAACCACAGGACUCAUCAAAACGAUUCCGUUUCCGGAGACGUUUGGUAUACCUACAAAGACAACAAUGUAUACCCCAUCGCCCUAUCGUGGCCUAAGAAUAACCAAUUGGAGCUUGGUGAUAUUGACUUUAACACUGUGGACACCGUUGAACUGUUGGGCACCACAGGACAGUUAGAUGUAAAAGAGAAAGGAAAGGGAGUUGUGAUAACAUUCCCACCGCUCACACCUCCCGUUAAACUGGAUUACGCCUAUGCCCUCAGAAUUAAAACUAAAUAA
Molecule: messenger RNA, 978 nt
Organism: Oppiella nova
Lineage: Eukaryota; Metazoa; Arthropoda; Arachnida; Sarcoptiformes; Oppiidae
Source: the annotation of a GenBank genome assembly